This is a messenger RNA of Lemur catta (Ring-tailed lemur), 3255 nucleotides long. It is a transcript of the gene WFIKKN2, whose product is annotated as WAP, follistatin/kazal, immunoglobulin, kunitz and netrin domain containing 2. Gene Ontology annotation, biological process: negative regulation of transforming growth factor beta receptor signaling pathway. NCBI's taxonomy places the organism in Eukaryota, Metazoa, Chordata, Mammalia, Primates, Lemuridae. Gene Ontology annotation, cellular component: extracellular region. The coding region runs from base 213 to 1940 and encodes 575 amino acids. The record is from RefSeq and is a predicted model, not a curated record. Gene Ontology annotation, molecular function: receptor antagonist activity; transforming growth factor beta binding; serine-type endopeptidase inhibitor activity. The transcript has 2 exons.
UCCAAAGACCUUUCUUUUAUCUGAAGCCGCACGGCCCAGCAGGCUGCACUGACUUGGUGGAGGCAGCCGGCAGCAGCAGCCUCAGCACAGCCUCAGCAAGGAAGCCUGCUGGGGUGGGGAGGGCAGGUGUCUCCAGCCCCCGAGGAGGCCCUGGUGGCCCCCAGCCCCUGGCGUCGUUGCAGGGGAGGUCUCUGGCCACCACAGACCGCACCAUGGGGGCCCCGGGGUGCCGCCGGUUCUGGUCCCGCUGGGAGCAGGUGGCAGCGCCGCUGCUGCUGUUGCUGCUCGGGGUACCCGCUCGAGGCCUGGCGCUGCCGCCCAUCCGCUAUUCCCACGCUGGCAUCUGCCCCAACGACAUGAACCCCAACCUCUGGGUGGAUGCACAGAGCACCUGCAAGCGGGAGUGUGAGACAGACCAGGAGUGUGAGACCUAUGAGAAGUGCUGCCCCAACGUGUGUGGGACCAAGAGCUGUGUGGCGGCCCGCUACAUGGAUGUGAAAGGGAAGAAGGGCCCCGUGGGCAUGCCCAAGGAGGCCACAUGCGACCACUUCAUGUGUCUGCAGCAGGGCUCCGAGUGCGACAUCUGGGACGGCCAGCCCGUGUGUAAGUGCAAAGACCGCUGCGAGAAGGAGCCCAGCUUUACCUGUGCCUCGGACGGCCUCACCUACUACAAUCGCUGCUACAUGGACGCCGAGGCCUGCUCCAAGGGCAUCACGCUGGCCGUCGUCACCUGUCGCUAUCACUUCACCUGGCCCAACACGAGCCCCCUGCCACCCGAGACCACCGUGCACCCCACCACAGCCUCCCCCGAGACCCCUGGGCUGGACAUGGCGGCCCCAGCCCUGCUCAACCACCCUGUGCACCAGUCGGUCACAGUGGGCGAGACAGUGAGCUUCCUCUGCGACGUGGCGGGCCGGCCCCGGCCCGAGAUCACCUGGGAGAAGCAGCUGGAAGAUCGGGAGAACGUGGUCAUGCGGCCCAACCAUGUGCGUGGCAAUGUGGUGGUCACCAACAUCGCCCAGCUGGUCAUCUACAACGCCCAGCCCCAGGACGCCGGCAUCUACACCUGCAUGGCCCAGAAUGCCGUGGGGGUCCUGAGGGCCGACUUCCCGCUGUCGGUGGUCAGGGGGGGUCAGGCCGCGGCCACCUCGGAGAGCAGCCCCAACGGCACGGCCUUUCCGGCAGCCGAGUGCCUGCAGCCGCCCGACAGCGAGGACUGCGGCGAGGAGCAGACGCGCUGGCACUUCGACGCCCAGGCCAAUGACUGCCUCACCUUCACCUUUGGCCACUGCCACCGCAACCUCAACCACUUCGAGACCUACGAGGCCUGCGUGCUGGCCUGCAUGAGCGGGCCCCUGGCAGCCUGCAGCCUGCCCGCCCUGCAGGGGCCCUGCAAGGCCUACGCGCCCCGCUGGGCCUACAACAGCCAGACGGGCCAGUGCCAGUCCUUUGUCUACGGCGGCUGCGAGGGCAACAGCAACAACUUUGAGAGCCGAGAGGCCUGCGAGGAGUCGUGCCCCUUCCCCCGGGGGAACCAGCGCUGUCGGGCCUGCAAGCCGCGGCAGAAGCUCGUGACCAGCUUCUGCCGCAGCGACUUUGUCAUCCUGGGCCGGGUCUCUGAGCUGACCGAGGAGCCCGACUCGGGCCGUGCCCUGGUGACCGUGGACGAGGUCCUGAAGGACGAGAAGAUGGGCCUCAAGUUCCUGGGCCGGGAGCCGCUGGAGGUCACGCUGCUCCGUGUGGACUGGGCCUGCCCCUGCCCCAACGUGACAGCGGGCGAGACGCCGCUCAUCAUCAUGGGCGAGGUGGACGGCGGCAUGGCCAUGCUGCGGCCCGACAGCUUCGUGGGCGUGUCGAGCACCCGGCGGGUCAGGAAGCUCCGCGAGGUCAUGCACAAGAAGACCUGCGACGUCCUCAAGGAGUUCCUGGGCUUGCACUGAAGCCCCCCACCCCUCCCCGGCCCCUUCCUGGCCCUCUCCCACCUACCCCCGCCCCGUGCCCCUCAGUCAGCAGACUGGGCAAGGGCAGAUCAGACAGUCGUGGGCCGGCAGGGAAACAUCCAUCAGCAUGUCAGAAAAAAGCCACCAGAGGGUCUCAGAUCAGCUUCUAUUCUUUGGGUUCUAUAAAGCGUCCAUUUUUUCAGCUGAGGGGGACAAAAGGGGAAGUCAGUAGACACGUGUAGGUUGUUCCCGAUGACCGGUCUGGUCAGGCAUUCUCCUCCCUUUGCCACCCCCAACCCCUGGCUCUCCCAGCCACCUACCCACAGCCAGGCCCGGCCAGGGUUCAGGGGACGGCCGCUGCGUGCUGGUUACAGGAGAGUUGAAUGAAAGGGCUUGCAAAGGGGCAGGUGGGGGGAGACAGGAGGGCCCGGGGACUUGCAGCACAAAUUCCCCACAGCCUCCUAGAUCAUUGUGAGCAGAGACCGCUUAGCGUUAGAGGUGGGGGCCCGAGGCAUAGUCCAACCCAGCACUCAGCUGGCCCUGAGCAGGGGCUGCUGGGACAGGUGGCUCUGGGUGCUCCGCCUGUGUCUCUAAGGCCAGCGCAGCACCAGCCGAACACAUCCUUCCUCUCGGCUGCGUUGGUUUGUUGAUCCAAUUGUGUUCACUUCAACCCAGUGGACAUUCUCUGAACACCUACUGGGCGCCAGGUGCUAGGACCACAGACUUCUGUCGGUCACUGCUCGGCUCCAAGCACCCGAACACAAAUGCCAUGAUCCCAGGGUCCCCCUAGAAGCAGGCCCGUGGGCCCCCAGCUCUCGCGUCUCCAUUUGACGGGAGGUGUGCUUUCAUAGGCCGCUGCACGUAAAGCAGAUGGAAGCCCUGGGACCUGUUUUGGUAGCAAGAGAAAUAAAGGAAGAGGAAAAGCAGGCGGGAAGGGGCAGUGGAGGAACAGGAGGGGGAGGCAGGCUUGAGGAGGAAGAGGAACCCUGCUCGCUGCUCCCAUCUGGUGGUGGCCUCCGGAGCCCGCGGGAGCCGGGAGAGAGGCCCUAGGUGCGGUCUGGGAGGGAAGGUUUGGGGAUGUGGCAGCUCGUUGACGAUUUUCUUGUGUUUCCAGACUCCCGGGAUGGGCCUGGCCACUCCCCCACGAGACAGAGGAUCUGGGAGCCCCACUGUCAGCCCUGCGUCUGCCCCCACACCCUCCUCAGCCCUGCAUCUGUCCCUGCCCCUCCAAGGCUAGCGAAGGUCAUUGUGGGGCAUCCUCAUUUCUUCCUCAAAUAUAGGGAGGAAGAUACCAAUUAAAAGCUCAUAGUAUCAA